Molecule: messenger RNA, 1367 nt
Organism: Gadus macrocephalus (Pacific cod)
Lineage: Eukaryota; Metazoa; Chordata; Actinopteri; Gadiformes; Gadidae
Product: ethanolamine kinase 1-like
Exons: 8
Coding region: 165-1250 (361 amino acids)
Biological process (GO): phosphatidylethanolamine biosynthetic process
Cellular component (GO): cytoplasm
Molecular function (GO): ethanolamine kinase activity
Source: RefSeq, a predicted model, not a curated record
CUGGUUAAUGUGUAAUCCACCUUUUCCCCACAAAAAAUCACUAGCCGGGUACGGGCUAGGACGGGAGGGGGAUCCACAAGGGAACAUUGCCCCUCAUAAGGCCAUCCCUAUUCUGAUUCUCUUGAUCCGCUUCUGAAUAGCCUCCGAGACACCAGUGGACUACCAUGGAUAGAGGUUCUGCUGCAGCUGGGGGCGUUCUGCUUCACCUGGACAUCCAUGUGGAUGAGGAGAAACCAAGGCUUGGAAUCCUUGAGCUUCUUAAAACACUACGUCCACAGUGGAAGACUGAGGACAUUCAGAUGAAGGUGUUCACGGAGGGCAUCACCAACUGCCUGACGGGCUGCUACGUGGGCUCUCUGCAGGAGGCCUGUGUCCUGGUGCGAGUCUACGGGAGGAACACAGAGCUGUACUUGGACCGCCAGCGGGAGGUGGAGAUGUUUCAGCUUCUCCACGCUCACCAUUGUGGUCCUCUGAUAUACUGCAGCUUCCACAACGGCAUCUGCUAUGAGUUUGUGAGGGGAGAGGUGCUGGAUGACCGGUUGCUCAGGCAACCUUCCAUAUUCAGAUUAAUCGCUGCAGAGAUGGGGAGGAUCCACUCCAUCAAGCCCCCGGCCACUGGGCCGGCGGAGGCUGUGCUGUGGGCCAGGAUGGCCAAGCUGCUCACGCUGGUCGGGAACAACGUCCAGGACGGACCUGACACCCACAGUCCCCAGAACGUGCCUGGCCUCCCCAGCCACAAGGUCCUGUCAGACGAGAUGGAGACGCUGAAGAAGCAUCUCUCAGACACGCUCUCCCCGGUGGUUCUGAGUCACAACGACCUCCUGACUAAAAACAUCGUCUACAACCUCCCAGAGGGAACAGUGAAAUUCAUUGACUAUGAGUACGCAGAUUACAACUACCAGGCCUUCGAUAUCGGGAACCACUUCAAUGAAUUCGCUGGGGUGAGUGACAUGGACUUCAGCCGCUACCCGAGCCGGGGGCUCCAGAGAGAGUGGCUGAGGGCGUACCUGGAGAGCUACCGGCGGGCCUCUGGGCAGCCCAGCCCCCCCACCGAGACAGAGGUCACCGCACUCUACAUCCAGGUCUGCAAGUUCUCCCUGGCCUCCAACUUCUUCUGGGGGCUCUGGGCUAUGCUGCAGUCCCACUUCUCCUCCAUCGACUUCGACUUCAAGAGGUUUGAGCCUCUUCUUCCUCCCUCGGUCCAGGUAGCAGAACAUGAACCGCAGGAAGGAUUAGGAAGAAGCAAAUAGAAGAUAAAUGAUUGCGGAAGAUAAAAAGAUGUUUAUAACAUCCUGUGUCGUUUUAGACAAACAAAAAUAAAGUCUAUGUUCUUCCUGGAUGUGAGCAGCCUGCCGUGGGGCCUGUGC